Phragmites australis (common reed) is the source of this 546-nucleotide messenger RNA. RefSeq names its product protein transport protein Sec61 subunit beta-like. Lineage: Eukaryota; Viridiplantae; Streptophyta; Magnoliopsida; Poales; Poaceae. The coding region runs from base 32 to 349 and encodes 105 amino acids. Gene Ontology annotation, cellular component: Sec61 translocon complex. The transcript has a single exon. Gene Ontology annotation, biological process: intracellular protein transport. The record is from RefSeq and is a predicted model, not a curated record.
UUGAGAGACUUUUCUCCUUCGCCAACAAGCCAUGGCCCGCUCCUCCUCACAGUCCCAGUCCUCCGUCGGCGGCGCCGCCGGCUCCCGCCCGGCCACCGUCGGGCCCCGUGGCACGCCCGCUGCGGCUGCCGGCAUGCGCCGCCGCCGCGCAACCGCGACCGGUGGCGGUGGGGGAGGGGGCUUCUCCGGCGGCAGCAACAUGCUGCGCUUCUACACCGACGAGGCGCCGGGCCUGCGCCUCUCGCCCACCAUGGUGCUCGUCAUGUCCGUCUGCUUCAUCGGCUUCGUCACCGCACUCCACGUCUUCGGCAAGCUCUACCGCUCCCGCACCGCCGCCGCAUACGCCUGAUCCCCCAUCCUCCUCCUUCCGCGGACCACACCAGAUCAGACGGUUUUAAAUGAUGUACGACGACCAAGUUGCUGUGUUGGCUAGCUUUGAUUGAUCCUUCCUUCCGCAGUUAGAUCUGGAGAUGAAACCCUACAAGUUUUUUUUUCUUCGUCCCUUUUUACUCUCUGAUGCAAAGAAUUAUAUGCCUGGUUACUUCA